Molecule: messenger RNA, 414 nt
Organism: Knipowitschia caucasica
Lineage: Eukaryota; Metazoa; Chordata; Actinopteri; Gobiiformes; Gobiidae
Source: the annotation of a GenBank genome assembly
AUGCCAGCCGUCCUUCUGUUCCUCCCGCUGUCCCAGGAUCCAAUCUCCUGUGAGGUCAGAGGUGUGCGGGCCGGGGGCUGCAGCCACGGACCAUGCUGGGACACAGGGGCAGGGUGGCAGCUCUAUGGGACGGGAGGCAGGAUGAGCGCGCCGUGGGGAUCUGAGUGGUUUUAUGCUCCUGCCGCUUCUCAUCUCGGCUCGUGGGCAUCUUCAAACCACCAGGCACGCACAUCAGAUGGAAAACUAAGUAGAGAUGAAUGGGGCGGUAAUGGCAUUCUCCAUGACAACGGCGCGGUGCAGAGGAGCCCACUCAGCCCGGGCCUGGCAACACGAGCUGUAGCCACCGGCGCUCCUGGCUCCCUGGGCCUCAGUGCUCCUCCAAGGCCAGGACUGGAUCAAUACAUGGUGCUAUGA